Clunio marinus is the source of this 249-nucleotide messenger RNA. Lineage: Eukaryota; Metazoa; Arthropoda; Insecta; Diptera; Chironomidae. The record is from the annotation of a GenBank genome assembly.
AUGCCAGCGGUUGAUCCGAGAAUGUCACUCACAGUUCGUUGUGGCAGCUGCACUAAAAUGAAAAUUGCACCUGCAUCAUCAAAUAAUACUGCUUACAACUACUUAUUCGAAGAACAACAGAAUGUUUACUUCCAUGAUGUUUCAAUAAACGGAGUAUUUUAUCAGCAUUAUCAACAAUCUCGAAUGAUGACUCUUCGUGUAUCAACAAAUACGCAAUUUCCAACCAGACAUUCUUACACAAUUAUAUAA